Cyprinodon tularosa is the source of this 577-nucleotide messenger RNA. Its product is annotated as chymotrypsin-C-like. Gene Ontology annotation, molecular function: serine-type endopeptidase activity. Gene Ontology annotation, biological process: proteolysis. NCBI's taxonomy places the organism in Eukaryota, Metazoa, Chordata, Actinopteri, Cyprinodontiformes, Cyprinodontidae. The transcript is spliced from 5 exons. The record is from RefSeq and is a predicted model, not a curated record. The coding region runs from base 26 to 499 and encodes 157 amino acids.
UGCAAACUCUGAAGACACUGACACAAUGAAGUUUGUGGUGCUUGCUUUGCUUGUAGCUGGUGCCUACGGGUGUGGCGAUCCAACCUUCCGGCCGGUGGUGAGCCGAGUGGUUAAUGGAGAGGAUGUGAGGCCUCACAGCUGGCCGUGGCAGGUAAAAGAAUUUGCAUCUUUUUUGUGCACAGCUGGAGGUCCCAUUGCUGACAUCCUGCAGCAGGCUCUGCUGCCUGUUGUGGACCACGCUACCUGCAGCCAGUCCGACUGGUGGGGCUCUCAGGUGACGGAGAACAUGGUCUGCGCUGGUGGAGACGGAAUUGUCUCAGGAUGUAAUGGAGACUCUGGUGGCCCUCUGAACUGUGUGGGCUCUGAUGGAGCCUGGGAGGUUCAUGGUAUUGUUAGCUUUGGCUCUGGGCUGAGCUGCAACUACCGCAAGAAGCCAACUGUCUUUACUCAAGUCAGCUCUUACCUGGACUGGAUCAACAAUAAAAUGGUGGCCUACUAAUAGAGCACAUUAAAGGACUAAAGGUUGUCAUUGUUAAAUUUAGAGUCUAAAUGAAAUAAAAUCUUUUCUUAUACUUGA